Molecule: messenger RNA, 1464 nt
Organism: Emys orbicularis (European pond turtle)
Lineage: Eukaryota; Metazoa; Chordata; Testudines; Emydidae
Gene: RNF166
Product: ring finger protein 166
Exons: 6
Coding region: 1-753 (250 amino acids)
Biological process (GO): protein polyubiquitination; ubiquitin-dependent protein catabolic process
Molecular function (GO): ubiquitin protein ligase activity
Source: RefSeq, a predicted model, not a curated record
AUGGCGGCCGCGAUGUUCCGGAGCCUGUUGGUCUCCGCGGCCCAGCAGCGGCCUCAGGCCCCGGGCCCGGGCGGGACCCCGCGGGAGCAGCCGCCCGGCGGCCCCGCCCCCGACACGCUGGAGGCGCAGUUCAGCUGCCCCAUCUGCCUGGAGGUGUAUCACCGGGCCGUGUGCAUCGCGGGCUGCGGCCACACAUUUUGCGGGGAAUGUUUGCAACCAUGUCUCCAAGUGCCAUCUCCUCUUUGCCCGCUCUGCCGCAUGCCCUUUGACCCCAAAAAGGUGGAGAAGGCCUCCAAUGUGGAGAAGCAGUUGUCCUCCUACAAGGCUCCCUGCAGAGGGUGCAGUAAGAAGGUGACCCUAGCGAAGAUGAGAUCCCACGUUUCAUCCUGCGCUAAGGUUCAAGAGCAGAUGGCCAACUGCCCAAAGUUCGUUCCAGUGGUCCCAACUUCCCAGCCCAUUCCCAGCAAUAUUCCAAACCGUUCCACUUUCGUCUGCCCUUACUGUGGAGCCCGGAACCUGGACCAGCAGGAGCUGGUCAAGCACUGCAUGGAGAACCACCGCAAUGACCCCAACAAAGUGGUGUGCCCAGUCUGUUCAGCGAUGCCCUGGGGGGACCCCAGCUACAAGAGCGCCAACUUCCUGCAGCAUCUCCUACACAGGCACAAGUUCUCCUAUGACACCUUUGUGGACUAUAAUAUCGACGAAGAAGCAGCGUUGCAGGCUGCGUUGGCGCUCUCCCUCUCGGAGAACUGAAGGCAACUGCUGAGCAGCGGCGUGGAUCCUUUGCACAGGUCGCCUUUCCGCUAGGAGAGGUGUGACACUUGUUAAUCCCUCUGCAUUCCCUAGAGAUUAGGCAGCCCAUCUCUGGUUAAAUCGCACCUUGUUUAAUAAGGUGGAAUCUUUCAUUGCACAAUGAAAUGGUGAGCGAGCAUGAUCUGGUGAGAGUGACACCUGCUGGAUGGGAAGAGGCAAAGGCGACCUUACCAAAUGUUUGUUUUUUCCAAUUGGGCAUUUCAUCUCCAUAUACGGAGUAUAUCUCUCUCUCUAUUUAUUAUUAGAUGCUUUUUGGCACCGUUGCUCCUCUUAUUUGUUGCAUUUUAUGUAAAAUGCCCUAGUGUUCAAUUCUUAUCAUCCAGGGGUGGUUGUUUUUUUAAAGCGUUGAGCGUUUUUGAACCUCGUAAGAGUAUUUAUUGAGAUGUUGGCCCUCCACCCUCCCGAGGGCAUGAGCGGUCUGUUGCUCAGCUCUGUUGCCACUGCUCACGGAAGGCCAGAGGCAACGAAGCGCAUUGGGCUAAAUCUGGGAGCGACUCUGCUGCGCUCGGAUACCGUGAUGACAGGUCUAUUAAAAAGAGCUAGGUAGAAAUGGGAAGGAAUCCUGAACUGUCCUGCCACUGGCAUUCUUUCACCUUGCUCAUUUUGUACUGGCUUUUGUGAUACUAGAGUUCUUGCAUUUUUUCUACAUUA